This is a messenger RNA of Malaclemys terrapin pileata, 1089 nucleotides long. RefSeq names its product 3-galactosyl-N-acetylglucosaminide 4-alpha-L-fucosyltransferase FUT3-like. The transcript has a single exon. Gene Ontology annotation, cellular component: membrane. Bases 1 to 1089 code for a protein of 362 amino acids. The record is from RefSeq and is a predicted model, not a curated record. Lineage: Eukaryota; Metazoa; Chordata; Testudines; Emydidae. Gene Ontology annotation, molecular function: alpha-(1->3)-fucosyltransferase activity.
AUGCCGCUCAGCGAGCAGACGAAAAGCCCAGCCUGCAGGCACCUCCUCCUCUUUAUUCUCUCCCAAUUCAUACUCGCCCUCUGUUUGUUUGCUUACCUCCGGCCCUCCAGGGACCCAGGCCCAGAGCCCCGGGCUGGCAAUCCCUCAGCACUCACAGCCCAGCCUGGAAACAACCCCACAGCUCCACAGGCUGGUUUGGAGCUGACCAUCCUGCUGUGGACCUGGCCCUUUGGGCACCCUGCUGCUCUGCAAAAAUGCUCCGAGCUCUUCGGCAUCCGGGACUGUCACAUCACGGCCAACCGGAGCUGGUACCACCAUGCCAAUGCUGUGAUUGUGCAUCACAGGGAUGUGUGCUCCAGCCCAAAGAAACUGCCCCAAGGCCCACGGCCCCCUUCCCAGCGCUGGAUCUGGUUCAACCUGGAGUCCCCCAGCCACAGCCCUAACCUGGGCUUUAUGGAUAACCUCUUCAACCUGACCAUGUCAUACCGGAGGGACCCUGAUAUCUUCACCCCCUACGGGUGGCUGGAGGUCCUCAGCCAGCCCCAGAACUUCAGCAUCCCAGCCAAGUCCAAGCUGGUGGCCUGGGUGGUGAGUAACUGGAACCCAGCCUCCCGCCGGGUGCAGUAUUAUGAGGAGCUGAAGAAAUACCUCCACGUGGAUAUAUACGGCAGCCAUCACAUGCCUCUGCCCCGGGACAAGCACUUCUCCACCCUGUCCCAGUACAAGUUCUACCUGGCCUUUGAGAACUCGCUUCAUGAGGAUUACAUCACCGAGAAACUCUGGAGCAAUGCCCUGGGCUCAGGGGCCGUGCCCGUUGUCUGCGGCCCCUCCCGAGAAAACUAUGAGCGCUUUCUGCCCCCCGAUGCCUUUAUUCACAUCAAUGACUUUCCCAAUGCUCAAGAACUGGCCCAGUACCUCCAGGAGCUGGACAAGGACCCAGCGCGCUACCAGCGCUACUUCCAGUGGCGAACAUGGCUAAAACCGUCCGAGCGAAGUUCCUGGACCAUCCACUUCUGCAAAGCCUGCCGGGCCUUGCAAAUGACAGAGACCUACCAGACCAGGACCGGUUUGGCCAAGUGGUUCCGCUAG